This is a messenger RNA of Homarus americanus (American lobster), 1719 nucleotides long. RefSeq names its product COP9 signalosome complex subunit 7b-like (gene CSN7). Gene Ontology annotation, biological process: COP9 signalosome assembly. Gene Ontology annotation, cellular component: COP9 signalosome. The coding region runs from base 147 to 971 and encodes 274 amino acids. The record is from RefSeq and is a predicted model, not a curated record. The transcript has 7 exons. Lineage: Eukaryota; Metazoa; Arthropoda; Malacostraca; Decapoda; Nephropidae.
CGCUAGAGGACGCGCGGGUGUGUUGACCUCAGUGAGCACACGGUGUUCUAGAGACUAUCACUCAACAUAAUCGACAAGUGAGCACCAUUACCUCAAAAUAGGUCAAAGUGAGGACAGUACCAUCAUCACCUCACCCACCCAUCAGCAUGAGCGCAGCCAACAUGACGACCAGUGACAACAAUAAAACCAUGGGGGAAAAACCAAAUCAGACCAACCCAGUAGAACAGUAUAUUUUACUGGCUAAACAAGCAAAAGGAGCAGCUGCUGUACAGCUUGUUAAACAGGUGCUGGAGGCUCCAGAGGUCUAUGUCUUUGGUGAACUCCUGGAUAUGCCAAAUAUUACAAAUCUAAAAAAUAAUCCUCAACAUGCACCAUAUUACGAGCUUCUACAACUCUUUGCCUAUGGUGUUUAUGGUGAUUUCAGCAGAGAAUCGUCCAAAUUUCCAACGUUAACUCCAACGAUGCUCACCAAGCUUAGGCAUCUCACAAUUGUCUCCAUGGCUACAGGACAGAAGAGCAUUCCCCUGGUCACCCUUGGCACCCAGCUAGGCCUCACCUCCACCAGAGAGUUAGAAGACCUGAUUAUUGAGGCAAUGUAUACAGAUAUUAUACAUGGCAAACUGGAUCAGAAAAAUGGUAUACUGGAGCUGGACCAUGCCAUUGGCCGGGAUAUCAAACCAGAGGACUUACCAAACAUUGUAGCAACUUUACAGUCUUGGUGCGACACUUGUGAUACCAUGCUCACCAAUAUUGACCAAUUGAUCACCCGUGCUAACUCAGACAAAGAGAAACACUUGAAGCACCGCAAUUCACUAGAAACAGAGGUGUUGAACAUAAAAGCUUCACUUAAGACUCAGGCUCAGGAAGGUGAUGAGGCCCUGGUGUCGGAUUCUCGUGACCAUGACAAAAAACGGCCAGCAAAGAAAGGAAUCCGUGCUUCGUCUUCAAAGUUUUGGCCUAAGAGUUCUUAACAUUCUUGAAUCUCCUAUCCUUGUGAAAGCUUCUUCCGUGUAUUUUCCAAUGGAACAUAUUGGGCGACCAUUAUUGUAUGUAUAAAUUUUGUAAUUGAUCCUCAACUUGGCCAUGGAAUGUGGUGUAUACUGGUAUACAGUAAUUUAUGCUUAGCUCAAUGUAUGUAAUUAAUUUUUUCUACCCUUUAUAAAUAGAUUAUAUUGUCAUCCACUUCAUACAUUUUAAAGUGUGACUAAUGAUGUGAUUUCAUAUGGACUGAUGAUUAUGAUUUCUUAAAAUUUUUUUUUAUCUUGUCUACAAUGCAUCUCAUCUUUAGUAGAGAGGUUCUUGCAGGGGGAAUCCCAUGCCUUCUUGAACCCCCCGCCCCCCUCCCCAGUACAGUAAUUAUUCAUAAUGACCUUCUCCAUGGUAAUUUUAAACAUUAACACUUUCACUGAAGCUAUAAAAGCAAGUGUGCUGUUUACUUUAAAAAAGCCAUGGACAAGAUGACCAUGAAUAUAAUAGGCCUCAGGCUUCCUUCUCAUCAAGACCUCUACCUGGCAUUUUGGCAGUAAGGUUAACAAGUUAUGAAAUAUUGAUUAAAGAUAAGUAUGUCUAUAAAAAAUCUUUUUAAUUACACAAUGUUAAUCGUACUUAAAAAUGUAGUAAAAGAUUGCCAUUAUAAUCUCUUUUAAGGAAGCACUUUACUGUGUUCUAUUGUUAAAAUUGUAUUUAGGAGUUUCCCCCCUUAAAUAAAUAAGUAUCUAA